AUGCAUUUUUCUCAUCAGUGUAUCAGCUGCUCUCUUAAUGCCCGAUCAUGUACAUUUAUUGCAAACAAUAUCACUAGUCCACAUGUGACAGUGUCUUUAAACAUCUGCUUGACUCCUGAUCAUCCCGGAGGGGUAACAGUUAACGUUACAUUUAACAACAGUCUUUGCAGAGAAGGAGAUAGUUCAUGUCGGUCACGACCAAUGUACAUUCCAGUUGUGAAUAAAACAAAAAUUGUGAAAGUGAAAACUGAUGGAAUUGUAGUGCGAAAUUUAUCCAACAUGUAUUGCAAUGUUAACAAAAGCUUAACAAACAUACAACUAUGCAUUGACUCGGAGGAAAUAUAUGGAUGUUUCGGGGCCUUUGAAAGUCCAUAUUUCGAGUUUCUGAUGAUGGAAAUGCAAUAG
Molecule: messenger RNA, 405 nt
Organism: Geodia barretti
Lineage: Eukaryota; Metazoa; Porifera; Demospongiae; Tetractinellida; Geodiidae
Source: the annotation of a GenBank genome assembly